This is a messenger RNA of Saccharomycodes ludwigii, 375 nucleotides long. It is a transcript of the gene RSO55, whose product is annotated as Rso55p. The record is from RefSeq and is a predicted model, not a curated record. Gene Ontology annotation, biological process: translational termination. Gene Ontology annotation, molecular function: translation release factor activity. Lineage: Eukaryota; Fungi; Ascomycota; Saccharomycetes; Saccharomycodales; Saccharomycodaceae. The transcript has a single exon. Gene Ontology annotation, cellular component: mitochondrion. Bases 1 to 375 code for a protein of 124 amino acids.
AUGGAAAAAGACAUUGAAGAAAAAUUUAUGCAUGGUGGUAGAGGACCUGGUGGACAAAAGAUCAAUAAAAGUAAUAGUAAAGUACAAUUGAGACAUAUACCUACUGGAAUUGUUGUUAAUUGUCAAGAGACUAGAUCACGAGAUAAAAAUAGGAAAAUAGCUAGAUUAAAACUAGCUAUGGAAAUAGAAAGAUUUAAAAAUGAUGAUAAUAUGAGUGCAAGAGACAUUGGAUUAUUAAAGUUGAAUCAACAGAAUAAGAAAAGUGCAAUGAAAAGAAGUCAGUUAAAGCAUGAGAUUCAUAAAAAGGAAAAUGAAUUAAAUAGAUUAAAACAGUUAGAAGAUGACGAAGAGCUAAUCAAAAAAAUGUUUAAAUAA